Leishmania mexicana MHOM/GT/2001/U1103 is the source of this 1332-nucleotide messenger RNA. RefSeq lists its product as hypothetical. The transcript has a single exon. Lineage: Eukaryota; Euglenozoa; Kinetoplastea; Trypanosomatida; Trypanosomatidae. The record is from RefSeq and is a predicted model, not a curated record. The coding region runs from base 1 to 1332 and encodes 443 amino acids.
AUGCAGCCUCGGUGCCCCCACUGCCGUCAGGCUCUGCAUCGCGCACAGACCUUCACCGAUGUGCGGGCAAGCAGCUGCCCAUUUCCCUCCGUCUUCCGUCCCCCUCUUCUCUUGUCGCCAGUGCCUUGUCGGAGCAGGAGUUCACUGCGCAGCGACACAGAAACGUGCACACAACUGCCAGUGGCACAGACCGAGGCGAGAGGUGCCCCAGCUGCUGCUGUUGCCGCCGGUGGUCGUGGCGGUGGCCCCAUCGACACCUCUCCUGCGCAGCGUUCUCACGCUCUUGUCGCGGUGUUCUUCCUGUUUUCCACGUUAGUCGAUAUGAACAGCGCCACGCCCGCUGCCCGUGUCCUCGCUGCGGUCGUGCCUCUAUCACAUCUACGCCGUCGGCGCACAGCUGCACCGUCGCCUCCGCCGUUUUCACUGUCGCCGCUGCACGCGGCGUGCGCCUCCGCCACGGCUCGUCGCCCGUUCACCUCCUCGCUUCUCAGCAAACUCGGAGACUCAGUCGCCUCCAAGGUGUCACAGCUCGCCGGGAGCGUCUGGCUGCCGGAUGAAAAACUCGUGACGGAGCCGCGGCGAAAGUUCGAGCCGCAGCGCGUCGCCAACACGAGUCUGGCAGAGCGCCUCGCGGCUCAGCGAACUGUGCGGCAGCGUCUCGUGCCGACGAGGGUCCAGGUUGACAAAUCGCGUCAGUACGUUGAGUUCACAUGGCCUGAGGACGCCGUCGAGGUGAUGCGCUGCGUCUCUCUCGAGGCAGACUCGCCUGACCCGACCGAGCCGCCUAUAACCUCACCGGAAAAAUCUUCUUCGAGGCCUGCUACGGCACCUGUGACCAGCCCCGCAUCUGCAGGGCCGGCCGCCUCGUUGCAGGCGCCGGAAGGGGCCGCUGCUUCUGCUCAUCGCGCGCCCGCUGGAGAACUGAUGAGAACGCCUUUGCCGGCUCUCCACUCGCCUUGCGUCCCUUCUGGCAUGCCGCUUCGGACGCGCGCACUGGCCGAGUACCUGCGCGUCUACACCCCUAGCACGGAUGGCGCUCUCGGCAGCAAAGAUAUCAUCAUCUACGGACGUCGCGGCAUCACGAUUACGAAGAUCAUUCCCGUCGGCAGCUACGCCCUGCGCUUUGUCUUUUCCGACGGCCACAGUGGCGGCAUCUACAGCUAUGAGUACCUUUACUAUCUCACUAGUCCUAGCACCAAGUACGGCCUCAUGCGGGGGUACAUCACAGAGGUGCGGCAGCGUCGCAAGUCGCGCGACCCGCCAAGGCGUGCCCCCUCCAUCAAGUACGCCAAGAUGAUCGUGCAAAAUGCGGCGACAGCGCCGAAGCACUAG